AUGAAUUUCGGAACGCAGUCACUGAAGUUGCGCGACAAUUGUACGAUAGUGUAAUACAAAAAGAGGUUAGAAGUGACGGAUUAAAUACAAGAUAUUUGUAUAGAAGAAAGUUUAAACAAAGAGAUUAGAGAGAAAUCUAACCAAGUCAAAACUCCGAAGUUUUGAUGCUAAAAAACCUAAAAGAAAUAGAUUGAAGAUACUCCAAAAGAUAAAAAAGAGCAUAGCACGAAAAAAUGGCGCUCUCUUGUGCGAUUUCUAAUGAAGUGCCAGAACAUCCAGUAGUAUCCCCUGUUUCUGGAUCAAUAUUCGAGAAACGUCUCAUUGAGAAAUAUGUGUCUGAGAACGGAGUAGAUCCUAUUAAUGGCAAAGAACUCACUAUUGAGCAACUUAUUGAUAUCAAAGCAACUCCAAUUGUCAAGCCUAAACCACCUAGUGCAACUUCCAUUCCUGCAAUAUUAAAAAUCUUGCAAGAUGAAUGGGAUGCAGUUAUGUUACACUCAUUUACAUUGCGACAACAACUUCAGACUGCAAGACAGGAAUUGUCUCAUGCUUUAUAUCAGCAUGAUGCAGCUUGCCGUGUGAUUGCCAGAUUGACUAAGGAAGUUACUGCUGCCAGAGAAGCUUUAGCUACUCUGAAGCCACAAGCUGGAAUUGUUCAAGCAACCGCAAUUCCACAACCUGCUGUAGCAGUGGAAGCUGGUGGCACAGCUGCCCAACCAAUGGAACAGGCUGGCAUCACUGAGGAUGUGAUUCAAAAGCUUCAAGAGCGGGCAACUGUUCUCACUCAGGAGCGAAAGCGACGUGGACGCUCGGUGCCGGAAGAUCUGAUGCCACAGGAUAGUAUACGGUCAUUCCAGACACUUGCAUCGCAUCCAGGACUUCACUCUGCCAGCGUGCCUGGAAUCCUAGCGCUCGAUAUUCAUAGUGCUGAUACCAGCAAGAUUUUAACGGGUGGCGCCGAUAAAAAUGCCACUGUGUUUAACAAGGACACCGAGCAAGUGGUGGCAAUUCUUAAGGGUCACACUAAAAAGGUUACACGCGUCAUUUAUCAUCCGGAGGAGGAUAUAGUGAUGACAGCUUCGCCGGACAGUACGAUUCGUGUGUGGAAUGUUGGUACCAGUCAGACAACGUUGUUACUAAAGGCUCACGAUGCUCCAGUAACCGGAUUAUCUUUACACCCGACCGGCGAUUAUCUGCUAAGCUCAUCGCUGGAUCAGCAUUGGGCCUUUUCCGAUAUACGCACUGGCAGAUUACUGACUAAAGUGGCAGGACAACAAGGACAGCCAUUGACGACAGCGCAAUUCCAUCCCGACGGCUUGAUUUUCGGUACCGGUACGGCGGAUUCACAGGUGAAGAUUUGGGAUUUAAAAGAGCAAUCUAACGUGGCAAACUUCCCGGGUCACACGGGCCCAAUCACAGCGAUUAGCUUCUCUGAGAACGGAUAUUACUUGGCGACAGCAGCAGAGGACUCGUGCGUCAAACUUUGGGACUUGCGCAAGCUAAAAAAUUUCAAGACACUACAGUUGGAGGAAUCUUACGAAGUGAAGGAUAUUUGUUUCGAUCAAAGCGGAACUUAUUUGGCUGUCGCUGGAACAGACGUCAGAGUAUAUCUUUGUAAGCAGUGGCAAGAAUUGAAGGUUCUGAACGAUCAUACAGCUGCGGCUACAGGAGUUCGUUUCGGAAAGCAUGCACAAUAUAUCGCGUCUACCAGCAUGGACAGGACAUUGAAGCUCUACGGAUUAUCAUAAUUAAUUAGGAUUUUAUAUUGCAUUUAUUAAUAAUAAAGUAUAACAAGAAUUGCUUUAUAA
Messenger RNA from Linepithema humile (Argentine ant), 1808 nucleotides. RefSeq names its product pre-mRNA processing factor 19 (gene Prp19). Gene Ontology annotation, molecular function: ubiquitin protein ligase activity; protein binding. Lineage: Eukaryota; Metazoa; Arthropoda; Insecta; Hymenoptera; Formicidae. Gene Ontology annotation, biological process: DNA repair; mRNA splicing, via spliceosome; protein ubiquitination. Gene Ontology annotation, cellular component: Prp19 complex; cytoplasm; U2-type catalytic step 1 spliceosome. The record is from RefSeq and is a predicted model, not a curated record.